Messenger RNA from Alosa alosa (allis shad), 4670 nucleotides. RefSeq names its product immunoglobulin superfamily member 22-like. Lineage: Eukaryota; Metazoa; Chordata; Actinopteri; Clupeiformes; Clupeidae. The record is from RefSeq and is a predicted model, not a curated record. Gene Ontology annotation, molecular function: protein binding.
AAGACAAGCAAGUCUUCGCCCCCACAAACACCUUCACACGAGUAUUCUGGUGUCCAAAGGUGCGAGAACUAAGACUGCCUGAUUUGAAGAGCCCCAAUCAAAGCUAGUUACAUCACCAGUCUUGGCAGCACAGCUAAAGGUCGAAGGUCAAACAAGUUGCCAUGGCAGAGGUCAUCCAGUCCACAGGGGGCGUGAUGGAGGUCCUAUCAGAGGCCCAGUCCAGCAGUGCCAUCAGGGAGAGCUUCUCUGAGGUGAAGUCCUCAGCAAGCGUCUCACAGCACUUUUCUGAAGUCCAAAUGACCUCGUCUUCAUCCUCAUCCUCUUCAGCAAUGUCUUCCUCCACCUCCUCAUCCUCCUCCACGGUCACCAAAGUCCGCAGAAUUUCCCAGACAUCCAGAGGCGUUGAUGGCGCAGAGCGGACAGUGGUCCAAAGAAAGACGUCUGCCAUUGUAGAGUCUUACAGCCAGGUGCAGAAAUCCUCUACGAUCCCUCCAGCGGAGUCCAUGCCAGACUUUGAGCUGAAGCCUCGUCCAAUCACUGCUCAGGAGGGAGACAAGGUGUCUUUUAAAGUGAAGGUGAUAGGGAAGCCGAAGCCAACAGUGGCGUGGGUGAGAGAGAGCGGCAAGCCUCUAUCAGAGGGCACAACGACUUACUUUGACACCAUCAAUAAGCAGCAUGUUUUAAAGAUCAAACCCUUGUCUCUGGAGGAUGCUGAUGUCUACAAAUGCGUCGCCUCCAAUGAUCAUGGAGACGCCGUGUACGCCGUGUCCCUGGUGGUGACUGAGAGUAAGCAAGAAUCCAUGGACUUCAAGAAGAUGCUGAAGAAACGGAAUGUGCAGACCCUGAGGAGAGAGGAGAGGAGGCCUCCCACGGAGGAGGAGAUGCUGAAGAUCCUGGCGGGAGCCGACAAGAAGGACUACGAGCGCAUCUGUGCUGAGCAUGGCUUCACGGACUUCAGGGGCAUCCUGAAGAAGCUGAAGGAGCUGAAGAGGAGAGAGGAUGUGGAGAUGGUCAAGAUCCUGAAACCCUUGCAAGAUGUUACAGCAAAGGCUGACUCCAAUGUCAUUUUUGAAACCAUGAUGGAACUGAAAGACCCAAACAUCAAGAUGCGCUGGUUUAAGGACGGAGAGUUGCUGCGGGUCCAGUACUCCCUGGGGAAGUACGAAGUGAAGCAGCUGGGUACCAAGCACAUGCUGUGCAUCGCCAGCGUGAGCCUCAAAGACACGGGCACCUACUCACUGCAGGUCGGGGACAAGGCCCUCAACGCCAAGCUCACCGUCAUAGACGAGCCUUUGAAGUUUGUGUCGGACCUGAAGCCCAUGCGCGUCACCGAGCGGCAGACAGCCACGUUCGAGGUGCGCCUCUCCAAGAAGACCGACGUGCCGUUAGUGUGGAAGUGCAAGGACAAGGAGCUGAAGAGGGAUGAGAAGUACGACAUGUCCGUGUCCGAGGACGGCUUGACCUACACACUGAGGGUCAAGGAUGUCCGUCCAAGCAACACAGGAGACUACACCCUGAGCCUGGGCGACCUGACAGCCACUGCACCCCUCUUCAUUGAAAGGAUUCCCAUUAAGUUUGCGUGUCACCUGAAGAACGUUCGUGUGAAGGAGAAAGGCAAAGCACGCAUGGAGUGUGAGAUGAGCUCGAAGGACGUCCACAUCAAAUGGCUAAUGGACGGCCGUGACAUCACCGACAACCCACGCUACAUCUUCGUGCGCGAAGGCAAGCACGCCGAGCUGAUCGUCGAGGACUGUGACCUGGCGGACGGCGGCGAGUACAGCAUCGUGUGCACGCAGGACAACGAUGCCCAGGAGUACGUCAGCUCCGCCAACCUCACUGUCGACGAGAGGUUUGCCUCAGUGACAAGCGGCCUGUCGGACCUGCAGUGUCCCACGGGUUCAGGGGCCGAGCUGUGUGUGGUUCUGAACGAUGAGAAGGUGGAUGGAAUUUGGCUUAAGGAUGGGAAAAAGGUGUCGGAGCUGAGCGGGGUGCAGGUGGUCAAGCAGGGCGCCGUGCACAAGCUGCUCUUCAGCGGCGUGGGGGACGAGCACGAGGGCAAAUACACCUUCAGGGCCAAUGGGGCUGACAGCGAGGCUGUGCUGGCCAUCGCAGAUCCUCCAGUCAUCGACACCACCAUGCUGGAGGUGCUGUCCAGCCAGCCAGUGACAGUGAAGGCCGGGCAGACGGCCACCAUCAAGAUCCCCUUCCGGGGCAAGCCGGCGCCACGCGUCAGCUGGUACAAGGACGGCAUCGAGGUAACGGAGGAUGCCCGUACGACGGUGGAGCGUGGUGCUGACCAGAGCACGCUCACGCUGAGCCACUGCGUCAGGGAGGACAGCGGCGCGGUCAUGCUCAAGCUGAAGAGCGACUGCGGCACGGCCGUCGCCAACCUGCACCUCAACGUGGUGGACCACCCAAAGCCUCCCCAGAAAGUGGACAUCCUGGAGAACUCGGCCAAGUGCGUCACUCUGAAGUGGAAGGCCCCGCGAGACAAUGGGGGCAUGCCGGUCACGGGCUUCGUGAUCGAGAGGCGCCCGGCGGGCAAGAACUCCUGGAACAAGGUGGGCGAGGUGGACAGCCGCACCACCAGCUUCUGCAACGACAAGGUGGAGGAGGGCAAGGCUUACCAGUACCGCAUCCGGGCGCUCAACUCCCAGGGCAUGAGCGAGCCUCUUCUAACUGAUGAGGUGUCUGCUGGGUCGCCUAUCGGUGAGAGAGACAGAAAACCCCCUGGCAUGGCCUCUCAGCCUCAGAUUGCAGAUGUGACCAAGGAGGUCGUCACGGUGACCUGGGCCCCGCCCAGUCAGGACGGCGGAGCAGCGGUCCUGGGCUACAUGGUGGAGAGGAGAAAGAAGGGGGGCAGCAUGUGGAUCCCCGUCAACAAGGAGCUGAUCCAGGACACCAAGUGCACGGCAGACGGUCUGAUCGAGGGGACGGAGUAUGAGUUCAGAGUGACCGCUGUAAAUAGAGCAGGACCUGGGACCCCCAGCACUGCCACCAACCCAGUGCUGGCCAAGGACCCCAUCCGCGUCCCUGGCCUGGUGAGAGGCCUGCAAGUGACCGACUCCGCCACCUCCUCCAUCUCUUUGGCCUGGUCCCCGCCCGAGCUGGGUGACGCCCCCUCCGGCUACAUUCUGGAGCUGCGCUCGGACGACGCCAAGGAGUGGACCAAGUGCACCAAGAUCCCCAUCGUGGGCACGAGCUACUGCGUGGGCGGCCUGCAGGAGCGCAUGAAGUACUUUCUUCGGGCCAGGGCGGGCGCCAACCAGGGGAGUCCUCGCCUGCCCCCCACCAUGGAGCAGCAUGCCCCACCAGAGUCCUGCCAACACACCCACCAGUAUCCACUAGGCCAUCUUGAGAGUACAUCUGACUUGUUGUUGUUGUUGUCAUCACCGUCAGCUCCUCCCAGGUUUGAUCUGCAGGGGAAGGUGAAGCACCAUAUUGAGCUGAGGGCAGGAGCUUCUCUCUGUAUCCCCGUCACCUUCACAGGGUCACCCCCUCCUGAGGUCACCUGGCUGAAGGACGGCGUCCCCACCAGUGGCCGAGAGGUCAUCACCAAGAGCAACAAGCACUCGCAGUUCCUCAUAACCUCGUCCCGCCGCUCCGACUGGCCAUGCCUACCGCUAUAACCCUGCACGAAAGCACGGAGAGAGGUCAACUACGACAUCAACGUCCAGGUCAAAGAUUUCCCGCGGCCUCCGCGGAACCUGCACCUGCUGGAGGAGGUUCCGAGCACGGUCACCCUGCUGUGGGAGCACACGCCGGACCUGGCCGAGGACCCCGAGGCCCACUACAUCAUCCAGAAGCGCGACGCCAGCACGGCCACCUGGUUCACCGCUGCCGAGCGCGUCUACAGCAACAAGUACACCGUCACUGGCCUGCUGCCCGGGCGCAAGUACUAUUUCCGGGUCAUCGCACACAACAGCAUUGGAGACAGUGACCCUCUCGACUCGAAGGAACCUUUCAGUAUUGCCAAAGAGAAAGAGCCCUUCAGCUUGCACAGGAAGCCCUACGUGGCCAGGGAGCGCGCCACCAAGCCCGCCUUUGUGCUGCCGCUCAGGGACCACGCAGCGUGCCGCGGCCACGACUGCACCAUGAGCUGUGCCUUCACGGGAAGCCCGGCGCCCACCGCCGCCUGGUACCGCGGCGACGUGAAGGUGUCGGACGGGCCGCGCCUGUGGCAGAACACGAGAGACGGCGUGUGCACGCUCACCAUCCCCGCCUGCACGGCCAAGGACAGCGGCGAGUAUGUGCUGGUGCUGGAGAACCCGCUGGGGGAGGUCAAGUGCAAGUGCAACCUGGUCAUCUUUGAUAAGGAUGACAAGAGUCUGCUGGAAAGUCUGACAGAAAGUUCUGGAAAAGCAAAGCACAUCAUGUAAGGAUAUUCAUCCUGUUUAUAAUGUCCUGGUGAUCCUCCAUAAUCACUCAUGUUUGUUUGUGGUUUCAGAUUAAAACCUGUUAUGACGCUAGUAUAAAUAUAGUUGGUUCUCAAUGUAAUUGGAUCUUUGGUCCUUUUAAUGUAAAACCAACUGAUUUUGUUGUAAAACCAUGAAAUAAAAUUUGUACUGGAAAUGUAUAGCGGAACUGCAGAACCUUGGUCUAUGUCAACAUGUGUGAGUGGGCCUUUAGCUCAUUUAAAUAAAAGAUAAAGUAGUGUCAGUCAAUUCAUA